AUGGCGACGAGCGACACCAUGCCUCCGCCCCCGCCUCCACACUUUGACCCUAACCUGAAGUAUGGUCCCGCCUUCAUUGGUUGCAUUAUAGCGGGCAUUUUAUAUGGUAUCGCCUGCAACCAGACCUACAGCUACUACAAGGGUCGCUUUCAGGACCCGAAACUCAUGAGGAUCUUCGUAUACACGUUGUUACUGCUCGAAACAACGCACCUCGUCUUAACCAUUCAUGUGUGCUACUUCUACAUGAUCACCAAUUACGACAACUUUCGGAGUACAGACAACCCUACCUGGAGCUUCCUGAUACAGAUGGUCGUCGAGACGAUGACGGACGUGUCUAUUCGCGGAUUUUUUGCUCGUCGCGUGUGGAUUCUGGCUCGACCGCAAAGCCGCCGGCUGGCGUGGGCUCUAGUGCUCUGCAUCGGCGCCAUGUCGCUCUUCGCGUUUUCCUGUAGCGUCGCCCUAACUUCGAGGACAUACAUGUCGUUGGAUUCGAACGCAACUCACGACCCGAAUGUCCGACAUGCAUGGUUCAAUCAGGUAGCGUACCUACUGUACGCAUCAUUCGGAUGCAGCGUCGUCGGGGACAUGUUCAUAGCCGUCUCGAUGUGCGCUCUGCUAUCGCGCAGCCGUACUGGGGCAAUCGAGACGGAUUCAAUCAUCGAUGUUUUAGUUUUGUAUGCUAUGGCUACUGGCCUAUCGACAAGCUUAGGCGAAAUCGUCUGCUUCAUCAGCUACGCGGUACGAAAGCACGACCUGAUCUUUGUAGGGGUAUACUUUACUUUGAGUACCCUUUCGCUCAAUAGCUUCCUCGCGUCCUUAAACGCUCGAAGCGCCUUCAGAAAUCGGGAACGGGCUAGAACGGCUUCGGCGAUGAUGGUGCUCAACACGCUGCCUCCGAGCGCGCAGUCAUCAGCGGACACUCACACCCUAUUUGAUUCCAGCAUGAAGAGCGGCGAAGCCUUCUCCGACGGACCUUUGCACCGGGACGGAACCAGUGAGGAUUAUCAUCCGAGGCGUGUCCAGGGCUGGCUCGGAUGGAAGAGUGUCCAGCGCGUCCAGCCGAAGUCCUACUCUCAGGGUGACCGCGUCGAGUACCGUCCCAUUGGCGCAGGCACGUCCGACAACGUCACGCACAGCACCGGCGAGAUCGUCCGCAUCGAGGGCGAUGGUGAAGAAGCGAAGUACACCAUCCGCAACGACAACACGGGCAAGGAGACGACUUAUCAGUCCAUGAACAUCGUCGGUCCCGCUCAGUAG
Molecule: messenger RNA, 1257 nt
Organism: Schizophyllum commune H4-8
Lineage: Eukaryota; Fungi; Basidiomycota; Agaricomycetes; Agaricales; Schizophyllaceae
Exons: 19
Coding region: 1-1257 (418 amino acids)
Source: RefSeq, a predicted model, not a curated record